UUGGUUUUUGGACCUUGUAUUUUGGAACUGUAAACGUGGAAGCAUUACCAGCAAGAAAACACAAACCAAAUUACACCAAGUUUUUAUUCUUUCAAACCUCUGUAACGUGCAAUCAACGCACUCCUUCCUUGCUUCCUUCAAUGUCUGGGCAUUUUGCUUAUACAAAGCUGAUCACACAAAUGUGGGUUUUUUCCUGACUAUUGCACUUUGGGUUUGGAAGUUAAGAGUGAAGGAGAGAAAUAGAAUAAAAGAUGAAAGGGGUUGAAAGGAGGUUUUGUGAGGAGUUUUCACCUGGGUAUUAUGGGAUUUGUACUUUUGGAGGAAUGCUUAGUGCUGGGACUACUCAUCUUGCUGUUACACCUCUUGAUGUCUUGAAAGUAAAUAUGCAGGUGAAUCCAAUCAAGUAUAGCAGCAUUUCAUCAGGAUUCUCCGCCCUUUGGAGAGAGCAGGGGCCAUCUUCUCUUUGGAGAGGUUGGUCUGGCAAGUUGUUUGGAUAUGGUGUUCAAGGAGGCUGCAGAUUUGGUCUUUAUGAAUACUUUAAGGAGCUUUACUCCAAUGUUUUGGUUGAUCAAAACAAGACCUUCAUAUUCUUUCUCAGCAGUGCAUCUGCUCAAGUAUUUGCCGAUGUGGCUCUCUGUCCUUUCGAAGCCAUUAAAGUUCGUGUUCAGACACAGCAGACUUUUGCUAAGGGUUUGACUGAUGGAUUUCCUAAACUUUAUAAAACCGAAGGGCUUGCAGGCUUUUACAAGGGACUUGGUCCACUUUGGGGCCGCAAUCUUCCAUUCUCGAUGAUAAUGUUCUCAACGUUUGAGCAUUCAGUGGACUUCAUCUAUGGAAGUAUUGUUAAACAGAGAAAAGAAGACUGUUCUAGAGCUCAACAACUCGGUGUUACAUGCUUAGCAGGGUAUGCAGCUGGAGCAGUUGGUACUGUCGUCUCUAACCCGGCCGAUGUCGUUGUUUCUUCUCUUUACAACAAAAAGGCUGAAAAUGUCUUGCAGGCUGUUAGAAAGAUCGGGCUUGUUAAUCUUUUCACUAGAAGUCUUCCUGUACGCAUCACACUCGUUGGACCUGUCAUUACCCUGCAAUGGUUUUUCUAUGACACCAUCAAACUUCUAUGUGGACUGCCUGCUAGUGGAGGAUUGAAUAGACAACUUCAAGAAGCCAAUUUAUUAACUUAAGCUGUUGGACACCGGAGGAGAAUCUACGAAAGUUCCAUCAGAACAAGGUAUGGAAACAUGAAAAGUUAAAAAUCCCUGCAAUGUUGGCGUAUAAUACCUUAUCGUCCUGAUCAUCGAUAUGCCGGAAUGUUAGUCGCUCAUGAAUCUUCAUAAAGGUUCAACAAUGUCUUAAAAUUCUUCUAUCUGUCUCUUGAACAAUCCCCUAACUUUUGUUUGUAGCUUGAGGGGUAUCAUAGCUUGUUUAGUCAUGAGAGAAUGUCACGAGUUCUACAUUUGCAGACAUGACAGAUUAAAAAUGAAAGUAGUCGAUAUUGCACGAUC
Molecule: messenger RNA, 1499 nt
Organism: Hibiscus syriacus
Lineage: Eukaryota; Viridiplantae; Streptophyta; Magnoliopsida; Malvales; Malvaceae
Product: mitochondrial phosphate carrier protein 1, mitochondrial-like
Exons: 6
Coding region: 252-1178 (308 amino acids)
Biological process (GO): mitochondrial phosphate ion transmembrane transport
Cellular component (GO): mitochondrial inner membrane
Molecular function (GO): phosphate transmembrane transporter activity
Source: RefSeq, a predicted model, not a curated record